Messenger RNA from Aspergillus clavatus NRRL 1, 1266 nucleotides. Its product is annotated as putative endoglucanase. The coding region runs from base 1 to 1266 and encodes 421 amino acids. NCBI's taxonomy places the organism in Eukaryota, Fungi, Ascomycota, Eurotiomycetes, Eurotiales, Aspergillaceae. The transcript is spliced from 3 exons. The record is from RefSeq and is a predicted model, not a curated record.
AUGUUCAGACUCAAUACAAUUCUCGCAGUGCUGGCACUGCUUACCACCUUUGUUCAGGCCCAUACCGUCUUCACGACCCUCUACGUGGAUGGAACCACCGAAGGUGAUGGGACCUGUAUCCGAAUGAACCGCAACGCGGACAAAGUCAGCUUUCCCAUUGAGCCUUUGUCGAGCAAGGAUAUCGCCUGUGGCUACGAUGGAGAAAAAGCCGUUGCACGCGUCUGCCCCGCCAAGGCUUCAUCGACCCUUACCUUCCAGUUCAAGCAGUAUGCGGAUGGUUCUAAGCCCAGCCCCCUGGACCGCAGCCACAAGGGUCCAUGCGCCGUUUACAUGAAGAAAGUUGCCGAUGCCACUGCCGACAACAAUGCGGCCGGUGACGGUUGGUUCAAGAUCUGGCAAGCGGAUUAUGACGCCGCGGCUGGCAAGUGGUGCACCGAACAGAUGAUCGACAACAAAGGCUUCCUGUCUGCACAGAUCCCAUCCGAUAUCGAGGGCGGCUACUACCUGGUCCGACCUGAGCUGCUGGCUCUGCACGCUGCGCAGGAUAACCCCCGCGACCCUCAAUUCUACGUUGGCUGUGCCCAGGUCUUUGUCGAAUCCGCCGGAACCGCGAAGCCCGCGACCACGACCAUUGGCGAGGGAACAUACGACCUGAGCAUCCCGGGAAUGACCUUCAAUAUCUACCAGAAGCCAAUGGCACUGCCAUAUCCCAUGUUUGGACCACCAGUCUACAAGGCUGGAACACCCCAGCCGGCCCCGACGAACCAGAAGACACCGACCGAGCAGAAGGCGCCCACCGAGCAGAAGACACCCACCGAGCAGCAGGCGCCUACCGAGCAGAAGGCACCCACCGAGCAGAAGGCACCAGUACAGCAGAAGCCAGUCAAUGCCUGCCUUGCCCCACGAUCGAUGUUAAUUCAGGAUAAGGGUCUGAAGCCUAAGGGCUGCAUCCUGGUUCGCGACAACUGGUGCGGAUUCGAGGUGCCCGCGUAUACGACUCAAGACGGCUGCUGGGCUUCCCAGAAGAAUUGCUGGGAUCAGGCCGAUGUCUGCUGGGGUACCGCUCUCCCAACGGGUUCCAGCCACUGCCAGAUCUGGAGCGACAAGUGCACUGCUCUUAACAACUCGUGCAAGAGCGGACAGUGGGUUGGUCCUCCUGAUGCGGGCAAGGAUCUCACUCCCGUCCCAGCGACCCUGGCCUCGCUGAAGGUGUCUAGACGGGCCAUUGGGAUGCGUAGACGGGGACGGAGACACACUCACGCAUAG